AAGCAAAUGUAUAGAAGGUUGUAAAAGCCCUCAGCUUCACCUUCAGCAACGCAGCGGAACAGCAGUCCAGUGAUAGGGAUAAAGAGGAAUAAAUGGAGGAUCAACAACUGAAGGCUGACCAGCUGAGUAAAGUUUCACUAAUCAAAGAUGAGCUGACUCGGAGCUCCAUGGAAGCCAGCGGGUCAGAGAAAUUGAUCCAACACCUUAAUCAAGAGCUGAAGGAGGCCCAUGACCAGGCUAAUGCUGGCAAGCAGAAAUGUGUGGAGCUGCAAGGACUUCUAGAGGAAGAGAAGCGGGCCAGCAAGCAUCAGACAGAGGAAUCUGCAAAGCAGAUGAAGAUUCUUCAGACUCAGCUUCAGAAGUUGCAGGAUGAAAUGGAAAGUCUCAGGGAUCAGAAGGACAGUACUAUAUCGAGUCUGCAACAAGAUUCAUAUGCAGCUCAAGAGGAAAUUCAGGUAUUGCGCAGAAGCAUGGAGAAAGCUGCAGCCGAGCGGGAGCAUGAGGUCAGCGCUCUAAAGGGCAACCUGGCAACCCUCACUACUGAGCUAGAGAAGUGGCAGUUGGCUGCAAAUAAGUACGAGCGUGAGAUUGACAGCCUGCAGGCAAAUCACCAGCAACAGAACCAGCAGAGAGACAAAGCUGCUAAACAGCAAGCCAGUGAGAUGGAGAAGCUGAAGCGGGACUGUGAGAGCCUGCAGAGAGAGUGUGCUGCUUUUAAGUCCGAGCGGGAGCAGUUGGCUGCGCAGCAGCAGAAGGAGAAGAGCAGUCUGCAGAAUGAAUGUGCGUCCCUGUGCUCUGAGAAAGAUCAGCUUCUAAGGAAACUGCAGGAGCUGGAAAAGGAGCUAGACAGCUGUAAGAAGCAGAGUGCAGAUCUGAGCAGCACAGCAGAGUCUCUGGAGAAGGCCCGGGCUGACCUAGAGAAAUGCCUGCGUGCUGCGCAGGAGGAGCACCAGAAAAACAGCAGCCAGCUUCACGGCCAGCUAGAGCAGAGCAAAAUGAGGACCAAAGAGCUGCAGAAGGAGUACGAAGAGACGCAAGCAGACCUGUCGGGCCUGAAAGAGAGGUGUGAGCAGGUAGAGAAGGAGAAGGAGUCUCUCAGCCUGGAACUGCAGCAGUGCCAAGCAAGCCUGAAGUCUCUGAAGGAGAAAAGCAACCAAGAAAGAUGGAUCAGGUGGAUGCCUGUCGCCGCUGUAACAGUCGCUGUCACAGCCUAUGUGCUCACGAAGACUUCAACCUGAGAAUCUGGCAAUAUGAAGUGUGCACACACACACUCCUCUCUCCCCCCCGCCCCCUCAAUAAAAAUAAAAAUGUGCACGUUUCCAACCAUACAGGCAUAUUGUAUUUUUAGUGUAAGAGGGCUUUACAUGAGAAUUAAUGCAACUUGUAACUGUAAUAUAUUGAAUGCUGAAGGCCUUAGUUUAAUUAUAUAGGAUAUCGGAUCUAAGCCCCAAGCAGCUGCAGUGGUUCUGUGAAGGCAAGAACUUUUAGACUUUACUGUGUCUAAAUGUUUAGCUUUCUUCCUGCAAAAUGUAGUUAUUUUGCCAAACAUUUAUAUUAUAUUGAAUUCAUGAUAUUGGCCCAUUUACUGACUUCACAUUGUCCGCUAUUAGUCAGCUUUCAAUAAUUAUUUUAAUAAUUCACUAUAGUGGAAGCAAUAAUACAUGUACUCACGUUUGAAGCCUUGCACUCGAUGAAAAUUUUCUUUUUCUGAUAGGUUUUUUUUUUCUUAUUAUACUGAUUUCAUGUUUUGUUUAUGUAGUUGCGAGUUCUGAACUUGAUCUUAAUUUAAAGUUAAAAGCAAAAGUCUGUGCACCAUCACUGUUCUAUAGCUUUUUAUGUAUAAAGGGAUUAACCGUCUGAGUAUUACACUUAAAGUUAAGGGCACUAAUUCGUCUCAGAGAGACACUUUGAGAGAAAUUUGUUACUUGUACAGAUGUUUGUUGAAGGACAGAUUUAAAGUGUGCUUGUUGCAAUAAUUAAAUAAAUAUUAAUGGAAAUAAAGAUGAACAUGUUUUGUU
Messenger RNA from Neoarius graeffei (lesser salmon catfish), 2018 nucleotides. RefSeq names its product sarcolemma associated protein b (gene slmapb). The record is from RefSeq and is a predicted model, not a curated record. The transcript has 9 exons. Lineage: Eukaryota; Metazoa; Chordata; Actinopteri; Siluriformes; Ariidae. Bases 93 to 1238 code for a protein of 381 amino acids.